GUUUGAAGUGAGGCAGUGCCUUUCACUCGGCGAGAGAAACCGGUGGCAUGACGCGUUGUGCGAAGUCGGUGUAGUCAGCUACACUAGUGCAGUGACAAUGAGUUACGAGUAUAGUCAUGGGAGACCAAAGUUCUUGUGUUUAGUGUACUUAGUGUUGAUAAGUGUUGAAAUAUCAAAAUGCCUGGUGCUCCGGGCGUACCUGUCGCAGCACGGGCUGCACGGCGAGGUGGAGUUCUCGCACAAGAACGACACGCUGAUCAGCAUCCGCACCAACCUGAAGCCGACGCUGCAGUUCCCCGACGGCGUGUGGCGCUGGACCGUGCACGAGUUCCCUGUCGACUACCGCGACCUCUCCGACGCGCGCUGCUCCGACGCUAACCUGGGCAAGGAGCUCAUUGAUCUCACCGAAGAGUUAGGCUACCUCAUCAUCCCGGGGAAGGACCACGCUGAGUUCGAAAGCAAGAACACUCUGACAGGCCCCGAUGGACUCUGGGGCAAGAGCAUUGUAUUCGAAACAGCAGAACGAGAUAGAGUCAUCUGUGCAUCAAUUCUAUCAACAGACCAGACUUAUGAGAAGAAUGCUAUAGCUAGGUUUACCUCCCCAGUAGCGGGGACAUUGCAUUUUAGAUGGCUUUCAGCCAAGGAGUCUGACGAAUCAGACUCCUAUAUCCAAGCAGACUUAUAUCAUACCAAAGCCGUGUCAGAAAAAGUGCAGUUUACAGAACACAAGUGGAAGUUGUUUGUGACGGACAUUUUUGAUGCCGACAAGGGCAACUACGAGGACAAUUGUAAUGUUCUUCAGUUAGUGUUUGAUCCCGAGAACAGUGGGGAUGGGAUGAGCGUGGGGGACCUGGACAGCAGGCUGGGGCUGAUCAAGGUGGCGACGGACGCGAACGUCCAGAAGGCUAAGACGUUGUUCAAGGAUGAUGUGAUCAACGUGCUGCGCGGUGACAUGGAGGUGACGCGGCGGAGUCUUUACGUCGUCAUCUAUGAUAACAGACAUUCUGAUAGUUUCCUUGCGUGCGCCAAGUUAAGGCCUUUGCAGGCCAAAAGUACUAAAGCCCUUAUAAACAUGGACGGCAUUCGCGGUUCAGUGGACUUCACCCAGCGCUCGCCGUUCGACCCGACGUGGACGAACUUCCAGCUGGGCGCGUCGGACCAGGACUACGAGUCCAACCUGCGCUUCGUGAGCUCCGUGCUGCAGUACAGCGUGCAGGAGCUGCCUCCGAGACUCGUGGGGGACGAUAUCGCCUCUAUAUGCAACACUACCGGAGGGAUCUAUAAUCCUACUAACAUUGAUUUGUCAAAUCUGCCUCCGCCAGGCAUGGGUACCCAGGACCAGUAUCCGGUGGGCGACCUACUGGGCAAGCACAAGGACCGCACGGAGUACCUGAACCACCGCUACCUGCUGCCCGGGCUGGCGCACGAGCUCAGCGGCGCCUACUGGGACGUGUACCUGCCGCUGCACGGCGCCAGCAGUGUGCUGCAUCGCGCGCUGCUCGUCGAGAGACGGUCUCCGAAGCAGGACGUGUGCGGCACGAUCCUGCAGUAUGAGGCGGAGACGGAGUACCAGACGCCGAUGUCUUCCGCCCAGGUCAUCUUCCGCUACCCGCUGGUCGGCCGCAUCAUCUUCCGCCAGCCGCAGGACCGGCCCUGGGAGGAUACCACCAUCAUUGUCGAGGGAUUGGUGCACGCGGACGGCGCCACGGUGAACAACACGGCGGGGCACCGCUGGGCGCUGCACGAGCACGCGCCGGGCGCCGACUACUACAACUGGACGGCGCGGUGCCUCAGCGCCGGCAGGGUGUACCAGCCGCAUGCGCUGGACAUCGACACCAGGCAUCCCGAGUCCUACUGCCGGCCCGGCCUGGAGGGGCUGUGCAGGCUGGGAGACUUCACUACCAGACACGGCACGCUGGCGGUGGCAGGCCGGUGGCGGGACGCAGCCCGGCUGACGCGGCGGCUGGUGACGGACGGCGCGGUGGCGCUGGCCGGCAAGUUCUCCAUCAUGCGCAAGUCGCUCGUCAUCUACGACGACCACGGGCCCGUCGCCCGCGGCGAGCGGAUGGCAUGCUCCAUCGUGUCGGGCUUGCCGCGGCGCAAGGCGGUGGCGCGCGGCUGGUUCGGCGGCGCGGCGCGCGGGCGGCUGGAGGUGACGCAGCAGUCGCACUACGACGUCGCCAACGUGCACGUCGCGCUCGAGGGGCUGCACGACGUGCACAACUACAAGAUACACGCGGUGCCGGUGGAGAAGGACCUGGAGUUCCCGUGCGAGAAGACCACCCUGUACGAUACCUUCAACCCCUUCCACGUCAACAAGAGCCUCAGCCCACCACCCACUAAAGGCACGGCGGACCAGUACGAGCUGGGCGACCUGGGCGGCAAGUACGGGCUGGUGGAGGCGCAGUCGCUGACGGCCGCCUACAACGAGACGCAGCUCUCGCUCUACGGCCCGCACAGCAUACUGGGCCGCUCACUCGUGCUGCACAAGAAGAAGAACCGUCGCUGGGCAUGCUCGUCGAUCGAGCGCGGCUACAGUCCGUCGGAGGCGCGGGAGCUCCGCGCUGUGGCGUCGUUCCACCACCCCGGCGGCUUCGCGCGCGGCUACAUCCGCCUCACGCAGCUCCUGCACAACGACGGCAGCGCCAGCGACACCAUCAUAGAGGUCAAGCUGCGCCACCCGGGGCUCAGGGACACUAAUGUCACACGUAACCACAACUGGGCGAUCUUCGUGAACCCGGUGGGCGUGGACGCGGCGGUGAAGGUGACCAACACGCGCUGCGUCGCCGGCGGCUACCGCUGGAACCCCUACUUCACGCAGCUCGCAGACCCGCUCAAUCAUGACCUGUACCAGCAAGAGUGCGGUCCGGACAACCCGCUGCGCUGCGACGUGGGCGACCUGACCGCCAGGCUCGGCACCAUCAACAUAGGCGCAGAGCGUCAGAUGUUCAUGGACAGCAACUUCCCGCUGGAGGGCACGGUGAGUGCGCUGGGCCGCUCCAUCGUGAUCUUCGGCCCCGAGCGCAGCUCCGAGCGCUUCGCCUGCGCCAACAUCGAGCCCGAUAAGGACAUCAUUAAAUAUGUUAAUAUCAUGAAGCCGCCACGAUUCGUGCUCGGCAUGUUCCUGGAGGACAUGCGGCGCGUGCUGGGCGUGCCGGAGUGGAUGCUGUCCGUCGACGCCCGCCGCACCCGCGCCCUGCACGGCGGCACCUGCGUCCAGCUGCUGCUGCACUUCACCGGGCCCCACGCCAACCGCCUCGAGCUAGACUUCACCAAACUGCUGGCGUCAGGGCGGCUGGACUCCCCCAGCAUCUUCAUCCCCGGCUACGUGAACACCAAGAGAAAGAAGACCAUCUCGUACCGACCGUGCGGCACCACCGACCCCAAUGAAAGCAAAACCAACUUGGAAGGGCCCUUCCUCUUCUUCGGCCCCAAGUCCUUAGAGAAAUACAAGCGCCCCGCGUUGAAGUAUUUAGACCAGGAUGAGCUGAUGCGCAUCUACGGCGAGCAGGCGGCCAUCGUGGUGUUCAACAACCAGGACUCGGUGCCGCUGUCGAGCGGCUACUUCCCGCGCCUGAGGAAGAUGCUGGAGCGGCAGAGCACGCUGGUGCUGCCGCAGGACUUCCUCGACGUGCACCCCGACUACAUCAGCAACGAGACGCAGGUGCUGACGCUGCAGGGGCCGUGGUCGGAGCGCGACGCGCAGAUGACGGAGACCUUCGCGCGCCUGCAGGACAUCUACGGCACCGGCAGGGUGCUCGGCAUCCUAGGUAACUCGGUAUCUCAGAGCCAAUCAGCUGACUACAUCGACGGCGAGCCAUGGGCGAGGGUUCGACGCCAAGCGCAGAACGAGUCCGCCUCAUCGACCACCUCUCCUGAAGACGAGAGACCUUCCAAGGUCAUGCAGAAGUUUGCACUUUAUAACGCUACAGGUCCUCCCGGCAAAGGAGCGCUCCUGUACUCGUCAGGCUGGCCGGAGCUGCGGCGCACGAACGGCACCACCAUCCGACUCAGCACGCCGGUCGGCGAGCCCACCAUCAAGCCCACUCGCCUCUACACCAUCAUGGUCGUGCGGUUCGUCGAUGGAGACAGCAGGGAUAAGAUAACUCUGGAGUUCAGUUUCAAGCAAUCAGGUGGGUGGUGGACGGCGGUAGGCGUGGAGGUUCGCUUCGGCUUGGAGACGACUGGCAUCAGCCUGAAGGCGCCUUCUCCACCAGACGCUCCAUCCGCGGUGCUCGGCAAGUCUUACCACUGCUCACUGCCGCUGGUCUACUCUUCCGAAGACGCUACGCUAGUGUUGCCGGAUGUUCAGAUGCAAAUGUUCAUGGACAGCACGGAGAAGUUCGCUGAUGCUUUCGACUGCAUCGGUUUCACAACUGUACCAAUCUGGUCAGGCAUCAUGGUGUCGUUCAUCAUGCUGGUCGGGCUGGGCAUCUCGCUCACUAUGAUCAUGGACAUCAAGACCAUGGACCGCUUCGAGAACAACAGGAGCAAGCAGCUCACCAUCACUGUCAGCGAAUGAUUCCUGAUCAGAACAGUUGCUCUACUCAACACUUGUGUGACCACGGUCGCGAACUACAAGCCUCGUUAUAUGAUGGAUAUGAUGAGGUCUUGUAUCUUUAUCAAAAAACAACAUAAUCACUCUCUGGAGAGCUUCCUUGGGGUAAUAAAGUCCAUCACGAGUAUUACCCCCUCUACACAGGUCACGUACAAUAGCAUGCUACACGCUACGAAAUCAACAAUGUGAAUUUAGUUCGGUGUACGCAUGUUAGUGUACGUGACGCAGGUAUUUUCCAUGCUGGUCUGGGAAUGAGAGAAAAACAUAGAAGGAUCAGCUGCUUCUCGUCCCGCGCAAGUCGUAAGAGGCGACUGAGGGAGCCCCGGGCCCGCGGGCGCAGCGCCCGCCCGCCGCCGCCACCCGUCUCCGCCCGAGCGCUAGCAACGCUUCAGGAGACUCGCUCCUGAAGCGUUGCUUAUAGACUAUUUUUGUACCAUUUUCUAGUUUAUAUCGCUGCAUUCAAAGCCGGGAAAACGCUUAGCAUAAUUAUAUGUCCGAAAUUAGCAUGAAUCUGCUCUGUUCCUGUCCUCUUGUCUUUCCCUAGUAUGUAAGGAUAAGUUAGAUGUAAGUUGUAAAUAGAUAGUGUAGACAAUGUCCUGUACCGUGGUACACGAGGACGUUGUCACUUACACGUUUGUUACUGUUGUUCAAAGUAAGACUACACGGGUAGAUAAUUAUAUACGUGAAGAUACAGCAAAACAUUAAAAUAUCAUAUCAGUGUUU
This is a messenger RNA of Helicoverpa zea (corn earworm), 5281 nucleotides long. RefSeq lists its product as uncharacterized. Gene Ontology annotation, biological process: superoxide metabolic process. The transcript is spliced from 23 exons. Gene Ontology annotation, molecular function: metal ion binding. NCBI's taxonomy places the organism in Eukaryota, Metazoa, Arthropoda, Insecta, Lepidoptera, Noctuidae. The record is from RefSeq and is a predicted model, not a curated record. The coding region runs from base 98 to 4522 and encodes 1474 amino acids.